This is a messenger RNA of Acanthochromis polyacanthus (spiny chromis), 1342 nucleotides long. RefSeq lists its product as uncharacterized. Lineage: Eukaryota; Metazoa; Chordata; Actinopteri; Pomacentridae. The transcript is spliced from 4 exons. The record is from RefSeq and is a predicted model, not a curated record. Gene Ontology annotation, molecular function: ubiquitin-protein transferase activity. Bases 145 to 1125 code for a protein of 326 amino acids.
CGCACAAAGCAGCAGUUACAUGAACAUGGACAUAUAUUGAAUGGAUUUGAAUUCCAGAAAUCCUGGGAUCAGAAGACUGUCAUUGAACAAAUAAGGGAUGCCUUUGGAGAAAAAAUUCCUGCUGAUGUGAGCAUAGACUUUCUGAUGGCAUGUGGCAACAGAUUGAUUUCGCCCAAACUCCGUGCUGGACAGGAGCUGGAUGCAGUUCUCAUCCUUAAAGUAUAUAAAUCGAAAGCUCUUUACAUCAGGCCAUCAAAGCCAAUUUUGGAUGAUAUCACAGGCUACAGCAGUGAAGACAACAAUGGUGAGGAAAACACUGGUCCAGCAAGACAGCUGCGCUCAUCACUAAGAAAAGAUGGACACUUGUAUGCAUCUUCAGACAGUUUCACCAGUCCAACGACUGCCUCCCCAGAAUGUACAUCUGUAGUUGAAACUUUAACUGAAACUCCUGUCUUCACCUGCCAAAGCAGUAUGUCCCUCAACCACAGCAGCACUUCAGUAAGCAGUUCUUCUCGUCAGUUGCCAGUAAGCUCACUGGAAAGCUCCCCUUCCACCAGUCAGCUUUCUACGUCAUCAACUUCAGAUGAUCCAACUCUGGUCCUGACUUGCCAGAGCUCAAGCUCACACUACAGAAGUGGGACUCCAGCUAGUCAUUGUUCUGCAUUGCCCUCUACCUCAACACAUGGUCAGCUGUCAAACUAUGACAACUAUUUGUCAGUAAUGGCUGCACUUUCAGACGUGUCUUCUGAUGAUGAAGAACUGAACCAGGCUAUCCUCGCAAGCCUGCAGAGUGAAAGAAGGACCACAGAAUCUUCGGUGCCAGUGAGAGAUAUUUUGCAAGCUCUUUCAACAAAAAUAAACCACCAGAAGAAAUGCAAGUUCAACAUCAACCGAUCCACAGUCCUGGAUGGAGCCAUCAGAGGUUUUAAACGAGGGACAUAUGAUCCAUGCCACACUAUUUCGGUCAGAUUUUCUGAUGAUAUGGGAGUACCCGAGGAAGCUGUGGACUUGGGUGGACCAAGAAGAGAAUUUCUAAGACUUCUCAUGGAAGCUUUACCCCAGUCUUCAAUGUUUGAGGGAGAAGAAGGCAAAAUGAAUCUGGCCCUUGACAGUACUGGUAUAUAAUGAUAAUCAUUUAUUACAUUUGUUUCAUUACAUGUUAUAUAAAUGGUGCAGUAUUUGGCUAUAUGCACUGUCAGUGUCUAAUAACUUUUUUUCUGUAGCCAUGAGAGAGGACAGGUACUUCAUUGCAGGCAGAGCCAUAGCUGUAAGUCUGGUACAUGGCGGUCCUCCAGCAGGCUUCCUAUCUCCAACUGUCUUCUCUUGCCUUGUUGAUGGUCCA